Colletotrichum karsti is the source of this 2397-nucleotide messenger RNA. RefSeq lists its product as uncharacterized. The transcript is spliced from 3 exons. Lineage: Eukaryota; Fungi; Ascomycota; Sordariomycetes; Glomerellales; Glomerellaceae. The coding region runs from base 1 to 2397 and encodes 798 amino acids. The record is from RefSeq and is a predicted model, not a curated record.
AUGGCUCCCAACGGCAACCCGAAGGCGAGGAACGGUGUCGGUGUCGCCCACGGAAAGUCUGCUCCCGCCAGGCGUGUCGUGCCUGCCAUUCCCCUCACCUACGAGCGUCGACUCAAGGCCAAUGCCGCCGCGAAGCACGCCGCUGCUCAAGCUCAAGCCCACGCCCAAGCCGCCCCCGUCGUGUCCCUUCCUCGGCCCGCCGCCACCAUCAACGGUUCCUCUCUGAAAAUCCAAAACGACGUCGACUCUACGCCUCCCACCCCCAAGCCUGUCGAGCUCGAAAUUGCUCCCCGCGACGACGAUACCGCCGACGACACCGCCGACGACAAAACUGCUGCUUCUGCACCUACCCCUGUCACAAACGGUGAUGAUGUAGACGGCACCGACGAUUCCCACUCGCGAGACUCCUCUUUGGCCAUACCUACCCCCUCCGAGACCGAGCAGUCCGAAUCGACCGACAAAGCCACCGAGCAAGACGCGCCCCCGCCCGUCAUGGAAUCUGCGCGAGAGAAUCAUCAGCUCCCUCCGACUUUCCGACCUCCUCCCGUUAUUCCUCCCACGCGAUACAAUAUGCCUCCCGGAUCCAACAGCGGCCCUCGUCCCGCGCCUGUCGUUAUCAAUGGCACGUCUCACAGAGGCCCUCGAUCAGUCCACAACGGCCCUCCCCACAUGCAUGUCCCGCGCCCAAGCAACGGAAGCCUUGUUCAGUUUGGCGGAUUCGGCUCUAACUCGUCUUCGCCCGCCCCUCCUCACUCUGGCGGAUUCAUGCCUCCUCCCGGCCCGCCUUCCCACGACGGACGUCAGUUCCACAACCAAGUCCCGGUCGCUACCAACGGCUAUCCCCCCCACCAGAUGCCCUACGGCACCGAAUUCGUUCCUGGCACAGCCGUCGACCAGUUUGGCAGACCGAUUCCGGCCCCUCCCGGCAUGGAGCAGUACCAUCCGUACAUGAACGGCUACGGACCUUCCACCCCUCAUAGCUUCCAAGGAUCACAUUCUUCGGCCCAGGCGGACGACCUUGGUUACAACCCUUACCCCGCGCCCGGAAUCCCCAACGGCAACGCCCCCGUCGAUGACGCUCGCUCCCACCCUCCUCCGGCCGGAGCCUUCGGCGUGCCUCCCCAGCGAAUGUUGUCUGGACCCAUGCCGCCCCCGCACUUGAUGCAUCCCGGACUCGAUGGCCAGGCACUGGAUGAUCUCUCCGCCUAUCUGAGGUCCCAGUUCCGUGAUACCUCUUUCGCUGACUGUACUCUGGAGCUUCGAUACUCGGAUGACCGCUACCCACCUGUCCGAAUUCCCGGCCACCGCCUGGUGCUCGCCAGAAGCGCGGCGAUCUCGAAGAAGCUAGAAUCUGAAGGUUACGAAUCAAGCUCGCCCGGCGCCAACCGCCUCAUUCGCCUUGAGUCGGAUGACAGAUACCUACGCUCCGAUGCUUUCUGGAUGGCUGUUCAGCACAUUUAUGCCUUCCCUCUGCUUGUGCUGCCCGACCCCAAUGCCAGCGCGAGCCUUGGCAUGGCUGGCAGUGCUGAUGAUCGUUUCGACUUUGCUCUGGGCUAUGCUGCGGCGGGUCACGUUCUGGAGUGGCACCCCAUGGUUGUCCGGGGCAUAGAUAUUGCUUCGCACACCCUCAGCUGGUCAACCAUUGAGCGUGCCAUUGGAUUUGCUCUCGGCGAUGUGCCUGGUCGGGCUUCCGCCGACCGACACACCCAGUUCAUGUACGGUGACGCCGUCCAGAUCCUGAUCAACGGUAUUAUCAGCUUCCUCGUCAACAACUUCCCGGCCGACUUCACUCUCGAUACAUCUGUUGCCGAUCCCGAGCUGUUCGCCCGUAUUCCGUUCGCUUCCGCACUGCCGGCCCGAGAGGGCACUCCGACUAUCGCACACGGAACGUCUGGCAAAGAUCGUCGAUCACGCCCCAUGCACAUUCAGUUCGGCGACCUGUCUGUGAACCAAGACGGGUCGAAAGGAUCCGAGACAGCGCCCCAGUCACCCCAACAGCGGAGCAUCCGGUCUACGUUGUCUGCGAUUCUCAUCAACCUCCCUUUUGCGUUCCUCAAGCCGACUCUCGAGUCUUCGGGCUACGGCAGCGUGAAUGGAUGGGCCAAUGUGGAGGCGCGCCACCAAGUCAUGCUUGACGUGGUCAAAGAGCGUGAGGCACGACGUGCCCGGGCUGUCGAGGCAGUCAGAGCUGGAGUGGUGCCGCACGCGGACUUGAUCUUCAACGGCCUCCAGAGCGCGGAGCCGCGGGUCAGCGAGGAGUGGAACGGCCUUGGCUGGCGCGAAGAGGUGGUGUCGUACGUCAAUGGCGACGCGCCGUCUCUCGGCCGGCAGUGGGUUCCACUGAUGGUGCAGAAUGGCGGUCACAUGGAGAGCAUGGGCCGACCGGCGUAUCCUUGA